AUGUCCUGUCCUUUAUUGUUUGCUCAGUCCUCUGAAGGUCUGUUCUUCAAACCUUCUGUCGGUAAUGCCACACCAACUACUUCUGAUGUUGCGAUUUCUGUCUCAAAAUACGACUCUGCUGUGAGGGUGGUUGAUACUGAACAAUUCCCAGUACAAGGCAAUAUCACAAAGAUUGCUGCAUUAUUAGGUUUCAUUCAAUUGAAAUUAAAUAAAUAUGCCAUUAUUGCUAAUACUGUCGAAGAGACCGGUAAACUUUCAGGUCACACUUUAUACAAGGUGAUUCAACAUUCGAUUGUUCCUGUUUCAUCAAGCCAAGUUGCUGACUCUGACGAAACUUCAUAUUUAUCAUUAUUGGAGACUCAAUUGACUAAUGCUACUUUGUUUUUCUCUUAUACUUAUGACUUAACAAAUUCUUUCCAACGUAAUGAAAAGAUUGGUAACAAUUCAACAAACACUUUCAAUUGGAAACAAUGUGAUACAAGAUUCUUUUGGAAUCAUUACUUAUCUCAAGAAUUGAGAGAGUUGACUGUUCAAGAACCUCGUGUUGAUAGAUUCAUCCAACCUAUAAUUUAUGGGUAUGCUAAAUGUGUCGAAACAAUCUUAGCGCAAACCCCAAUCUCCUUGGCUUUAGUCACUAGACGUAGUAGAUUUAGAGCAGGUACAAGAUAUUUCCGUCGUGGUAUUGAUGAAGAUGGGAAUGUUGCAAAUUUCAACGAAACUGAACAAGUAUUAAUCACUUGGCCAACAGGUGCCGCUGAACAUCAUGCGUUCUCGUUGCUACAGACAAGAGGUUCCGUACCUGUCUUUUGGGCUGAGAUUAAUAAUUUGAAAUACAAACCAAAUUUGGUCCUUGGUGAAAAUUCUAUCGAGGCUACAAAGAAACACUUUGAUCAACAAACUUCUUUAUACGGUAGAAAUUAUUUGGUUUCCCUAGUUAAUCAGAAGGGUUAUGAAUUACCAGUAAAGGAAGCAUAUGAAAAUAUCGUUAGACAACUUGAUAAUCCAGAUGUCCUUUAUAAUUAUUUUGAUUUCCAUCAUGAAUGUCGUCAUAUGAAAUGGCAUAGAGUUAAACUGUUGAUCGAACAAUUACAAGAUGCAGGUUUAAAAAACACUGAUUGCUUCCAUAAGAUUGUGGAUUCUCAAGGACAAACAUUGAAAAUUGUCUCCGAACAAAAUAGUGUUGUGAGAACUAACUGUAUGGAUUGUCUAGAUAGAACCAAUGUCGUUCAAUCUGUUUUAGCUCAUUGGGUACUACAAAGAGAAUUACAAACAGCCAAUGUUCUAAAGGAUGAAAAUGACCUAUGGGAAUCCGAUAAGAAAUUAUUAUCCUUGUUUCAAAACUUAUGGGCUGAUAAUGCUGAUGCAGUAAGUUUCUCUUACUCUGGUACCGGUGCUUUGAAGACUGAUUUCACUAGAACCGGUAAGCGUACUAAAGCUGGUGCAUUCAAUGAUUUUGUUAACUCUGCUUCUCGUUAUUAUCAAAACAAUUUGACUGAUGGCCCAAGACAAGAUUCAUAUGAUCUAUUUUUGGGUAAUUUCCAACCAAAUACCUCAUCAUUAGGUAGAUCUCCAUUCUCUGAUAAUAGACCAAGCUAUAUUCAAACUUUACCAACCAUUAUUUAUGCAGCUUUAACCGUCUUUGGGGCUACAAUAUUUUUCCCAAAAUAUCAUUUCACAAGUUUCAAGAACUUAAUGUUUUUCCUAACUGCAACGUUUAUCCUAGUAUUAUCUGGUAAGUUUGUCAUUAGAAAUGGUAUGCAAUUUGUUAACUGGCCAGGUUUAGUUCAAUUGAAAUUCUUGACCACUGAAUCUAAAUCUACAAAUGACAAAAAGAGUAAGGAUAUCAAGUAUUUACCAAGUCCAUCAUAUUACAAACCAAAUAACCAAAGAAAGUCGGAUUAA
Molecule: messenger RNA, 1902 nt
Organism: Maudiozyma barnettii
Lineage: Eukaryota; Fungi; Ascomycota; Saccharomycetes; Saccharomycetales; Saccharomycetaceae
Gene: SAC1
Product: phosphatidylinositol-3-phosphatase SAC1
Exons: 1
Coding region: 1-1902 (633 amino acids)
Biological process (GO): phosphatidylinositol dephosphorylation
Cellular component (GO): endoplasmic reticulum
Molecular function (GO): phosphatidylinositol-4-phosphate phosphatase activity
Source: RefSeq, a predicted model, not a curated record